Rhinocladiella mackenziei CBS 650.93 is the source of this 1209-nucleotide messenger RNA. RefSeq lists its product as uncharacterized. Bases 1 to 1209 code for a protein of 402 amino acids. Gene Ontology annotation, cellular component: mitotic spindle; DASH complex; mitotic spindle pole body. Lineage: Eukaryota; Fungi; Ascomycota; Eurotiomycetes; Chaetothyriales; Herpotrichiellaceae. The transcript has 4 exons. The record is from RefSeq and is a predicted model, not a curated record. Gene Ontology annotation, biological process: attachment of spindle microtubules to kinetochore.
AUGUCUCGCGCAAGCACGGCUAUUCAGCCUAGAACCCUUACCUUGACCGAAGAACUAGAGAAACUCGAGCAAUCAAUCACACUAACAUUGCAAGAAAUCGAUCACAACUUCAGUCGUGCCCACCGAAUUGUCACCUCGAGCAUUCUACCGGUUGUGGAACAAUACACCGCUCAUUCGAAGGAUGUAUGGGAGGGGUCGAGAUUUUGGAAACAAUUUUUCGAGUCCAGCGCCAACGUGUCCUUAUCAGGCUAUGAGGAACAACCCUCUCAAUGCGAAAAUACGGAUAUUACGGUCACUGAGGACUCCAAUACUACAACCCAAACCACUCUAGAAAACUCAGAAUCUUACGAGACACCCUCUGCGCAGCACAUCUCUACAGAUUCAAUACAGGACCUUGAAUUGUCAAACCUUACAGAAUCGCUGUCACAAAGUACUCCGCGACCGUCUGGGAAGCAGAAAGCCCGGCAGGCUUCCUUUGCGGACUAUCCAUCACCCUAUGAAGCCCUUCGACAAGAGGUCAAUAACACCACCGUCAAUGCCACAUCACUGACUUCCGGAGCAACUUUGCCUGAAACGCCCGGAAAGCCAGCCUUUCACGCUGAUACUUCAUCAACUACGCCGCACUCAUCCCCAUUUUUACCACCUCAACCUACAUCGAUUCCUCGUCCUUUCACGACACGCACCAAAACCGACCCUCUUCUACACCGAGUUCUGGAUCGGAACUAUCGAGUACAAGCAACCCCAAUGACGGCACGGCGGACUCGAACUGUUGUUCUUGAUCCGACUCUAUCUUCCAGUCCCGAAGUAGCUCCGCCGGUGUUACACCCUGAGAUAUUCUCAUCUCCCGAACGCAAAACACGCAUCCCGGGAGUCAGUGUAUUGACUCCUGCCCGUGACAAGACAACGAAGCCCCCUACACGCACGCCUGGAGUUUGGGACAUUGAUGAUGAUCUGGACGACGACAUCGCGUAUGAUCAAAGUCCUCCCAAAACAAUGCAGUUUCACGUUCCUCAGAACCGUCUUUUGAAGACACCAGCCAGAGAAGCCUCGAAACGAAUUGUGGAGGAUAUCUUGACAAAUGCCGGGAUGGAUUACGACGAUGGGGAAAUAGAUUUCAGCCGCGAACUUGAAACUCAGGGAUUUGACGAUGAGGCUACCAGUCCCAGCGUUGUACGAAAGACCACAAACAUUGAAGAUGAGACAUUCUAG